UGAAAUUUUUCGUGAAAUAAAAAUUUCGAUACAAUUUUUUCUAAAUUCAAAGAUACAUUUUGAGAAAAAAAUUGAUGCAGUGAAUGUGUUGCUACAACAAGUUCCCAAGUUUCGACCAUGGCCAAGGCAACGACAAUCAAAGAAGCGAUUACCAGAUUUGAGGAGGCAGAGAAAUGUAAAGCAAAUGAUUCAAAGAAGGUAAUGCUGUAUGGACAGAUUCCUCCCAUAGAAAAGAUGGAUGCAUCACUGUCAACACUUGGUAACUGCGAACAACUUGCUCUCUCUACAAAUGUUAUAGAAAAGAUUGCAAACCUGAAUGGUUUGAAAAAUUUGAAAAUCCUGUCAUUGGCUAGGAACAGUAUCAAAUCAUUAACAGGUUUGGAAGCAGUAGGAGAUACCCUGGAAGAGUUGUGGAUUUCAUACAACAACAUAGAGAAGCUGAAAGGGAUAAAUGUUCUCAAGAAAUUGAAGGUUCUCUACAUCAGACAGAACAAUGUUAAAGAUAUGGGAGAAUUUAUGAAACUGGCAGAUUUGCCCUGUAUGAUAGAGCUGGGAUUUAUUGGCAACCCUCUAGGAGAUUCUCUGUCAGAGGCAAGUCAAGAAAAUUACACAGACACCAUUACAAAGAAACUACCAAAGUUGAAACGUCUGGAUGGCUUCACAGUUAUCCGCGAGGAGCAGGAGGAGGAAGAUUAGACAUUGUGACUUGUAUAUUAAUACUCAAAUACACUGUGCCUAAUGUCACCUGACGCUAAUUCUGCUGUGCCAUUGGACAUAUCAGUUUCAUUGCAUUUGGAAAAACACAAUUAUAGUUUCUGAAGAUGACUGAACAAAAUUUUGUUAAGUUUUCAAAACCUGAACACCUUUGGAUCAUUCUUUAUUUUUAACAGUAUAGACUUGAUUUAACCUGGAUUUUUCAAAGCAUCGUGGUUAGUGAGAAAAUUCAGCCAGUAUCAGGGUCAUGUGUUUUAUUUUUUGCUGAACUCAUUUGAAACAAAUGUACAUCAAGCAAGUUUUCAUAAUGGGAGUAUGGGAAAAUCACAACUACGAUGUUAUUUUUACAUGUACCGGUAGACAGCAUCCUACAAUGUAAUUUAAGCUAUACUGUUUUAAAAAAAAAAAAAAUCCUGUCACAUAGUGAAAUGAAAUUUAAAGGGCCAGUUUUUGGGGAUUUUUAAGAGAAACUUUUAGUUCAAGCUGAUUGUAUGACAUUGUUUGGAAUUACUUUUUAAGCAAAUAUUUCUGUUACUGUAUUUGAUUCUUCAAAUGAUAGCAAAUCGCUAAUUUUAUCAGAUUCGGCUAAAAUACUGAUUUACAUUAAUUUGUAAGAUGUUUUACUUUUUUGUAUGCCAGACCAAGGUCCUGUCCUAGUUUUCAGGUGUAACAGAUGUGCAGAACAACCUUAAAAAUAGUGAUAUCUACCUUGAAACAUUCCAGUUUUCAUUCCUUUUGAUUAUACUGCGCUUUUAAAAGUAAAAAAGAUAAAAACAAGGAGUAAAUAGUAUAAGUUUGUUUCAGUAGAAUUUGUUUUAAUCAUCAGUGGAUUCAGUUUCGUUGUAAUAAAGUAUGUUUAUUUUA
Messenger RNA from Mercenaria mercenaria, 1578 nucleotides. Its product is annotated as dynein axonemal light chain 1-like. The transcript has 9 exons. Gene Ontology annotation, cellular component: cytoplasm. The record is from RefSeq and is a predicted model, not a curated record. Gene Ontology annotation, molecular function: protein kinase binding. NCBI's taxonomy places the organism in Eukaryota, Metazoa, Mollusca, Bivalvia, Venerida, Veneridae. The coding region runs from base 118 to 696 and encodes 192 amino acids.